Cercospora beticola is the source of this 3189-nucleotide messenger RNA. RefSeq lists its product as uncharacterized. Gene Ontology annotation, biological process: carbohydrate metabolic process. The record is from RefSeq and is a predicted model, not a curated record. NCBI's taxonomy places the organism in Eukaryota, Fungi, Ascomycota, Dothideomycetes, Mycosphaerellales, Mycosphaerellaceae.
UUCCAUCUUCAUCGUGCAACAUCUCGCGGCACUGAGAACCGCUUGCAGACCUCACUUGGUUGUCGGACAAUUUAUCGGCCCAUCUUCGACAUUAUCAGUGUUCCACCGCCUUGAUGGCCACGACAUGCCCCCCGCAUCUCGUGUCAAUGGCACCCGCCAUGCAUAUUCUUCCGGCGGCAGACAAUUUGGACAUCUGAGCGGGUUGGAGCACGACACAAGUCCUAUGCCACAGUCUGUUGGUCAGAAGAGCGAGUUCUAGGGAAGCAUGACGCUCGAUUGACGACGGAGUAGCAUUGGUUUGCCACGCCAUGCCCUCCCGCGGAAGAAAGCAGAAUACACGGCAAAACGCGUGAAUGUAGCCUCUAUUCUUCCACCACCCAACUCAGGCAUUGAUCUACACUGAUAUUUGUCGCCCCGCAUCGGAGCGAGGACGACAAAUGCUGCUGAAGUAUAUAGAUAUCCACAGCACGAAAAGACCUUGAAAAUGCACUGCUCAGGCUGAGACAACACAUUCGAGGUGCAAGCUACGAUGCAGCUUCGGGGAGUCUUUUGUUCAGGAGCACUGCUGCUUCUGCAAGCUGUAGCUAUCAAGUUACCUUCGGAGUAUGACACGAUAUGGACCAGCCAGAGCUUGAACUCCUCGGGAUCGAUGCCAGUGGGCGGCGGCGAUGUCGGUCUCAAUGUCUGGGUUCAAGACAACAACCUUCUGUUCUACAUCGCCCAAAGCGGCGCUUUCGAUGAGAACAAUUCGCUUCUGAAGUUGGGCAGAGUCAACAUUACGAUGAACCCGAAUCCAUUUGCCUCCAAUCGGAGAUCCUCUUUCCGACAGCGUCUGAAUAUCAAUGAUGGCUACAUCACGAUUUCUGGUGGCCUCGGGACAGAGCUAAAGAUCUGGGUCGAUAUGGACACUUCUGACAUCCACGUGUCGUCGAGGAGCAGGGUUCCGAUCAGAUACACUGCCUCGCUUGAGUCAUGGCGAACAGAAGGUUAUCAAAUGGUUCCUCCCGAGCAACAGCAAACAUCGUGGGGAGUGAGCGCAGUGCCACAGCUUCCUGUGCCAUACCAACGCCCAGAUACUGUUGGCUUCACGGAUAGUGGAGUGCUGAGCUAUCACCACAACGAUGACUUGCCACUCUGGGAUGCUCAAGUGGCCGAACAAGAUAUUCAAGAUCCAGAAAGUUUUUUUAACCCCAUGAGAAACAACACCUUUGGUCUCUUCAUGUAUUCGCCAGACCUAAAGCGGACUCUGAUGACCAGCGGCACAUACAUCAAUACCAGCUACACAGGUUUUCAGCUGGCGUCAACUAAGGCAUCUUCAAGGUUCUCCCUAAUCAUUGGGACUGAUCAGCAGCAGACUACCGACGUCAACGCUUGGAAACAAGCAUUGAUCGCAAAGACCAAGGCCGGCUUGUCGAAAAAUCAGGCCAGCACCAUUGCCUGGUGGAACGCGUACUGGGACCGGUCACACAUCAUCAUCAAUCCUGCCGCAGGUAACUCAGAUCCAGGCUUUCAAGUCGGCAAAAAUUACCAGUACUUCCGAUACAUGAUGGCGUGCAAUGCCAAGGGCCAGUAUCCGACGAGGUUCAACGGAGGGCUUUUCACAUUUGAUCCGGUGCUGACAGAUCCGGAAGUUCCAUUCACGCCCGAUUGGAGACGAUGGUCCGGAGGAACAUUUACAGCUCAGAAUCAGAGGCUUCUGUAUUGGCCUUUGUUGAAGACUGGCGACUUGGACAUCCUCACUCAGGGCAUCGACUUCUACGGAAAUACAUCUCCGAACCAUCGCAAACUGGGCCAGCAGUACUUCGGCCUGGAUGUCGCACUGACAAGUGAGCAGUUGGACAAUACUGGGCUGCCAAACAUCUAUGAAUACAAUGCGAGAGCUUUCGGCGAUGAUUCGGAGGAACGCACAGAUCUCUAUCCGCCUGGUAUUGACUUCAACGAUUGGCUGAGCUGGCAGCAAGACACAGCGAAUGAGUUUGCGGACAUGGCGAUCAUGGCUCGCUCCGUCUACGGCGAAGAUGUCUCCAAAUGGGUGUCGUUCGUCGAAUAUCAACUCGCGUGGUUCGACGAAUUCUAUCGGCAGCGCAACGGCCUGAACUCGUCCGGAGAGCUCAUCAUAUACCCUGCAUCAGGUGCUGAGACUUACAAGCUUGCACUCAAUCCAUCCUCAACUGUAUCUGGCCUUGUCAGAGUCAUUACCGAUCUUCUGGACAGCGAUGUCUCUUUGGUCAAGGGCAACACGACGUACUACGAGCAAUACCGUGCGCGAGUACCCAAGACGCCGCUGCACCAAUGUCCUGGUGCGACAGAACUUACAUGCAUCUCGCCCGCAACGAACUACUCUUUCGCGCAGAACACGGAACCUUCGGCAAUGUAUGCCGUCUUCCCUUGGAGCGAAUAUGGUCUUGGACAACCUACAAAUCUGAGCUUCGCCAUCCACACCUACUUCAAUGACAGUCAGGCAGCCACUUAUCGCGGCAAUACCGGCUGGCGACAAGACCAGAUCUGGUUUGCACGAAUGGGACUCACCGACCUGGCAACAGAAUACAUCACAGAUCGCCUCUCUGACAGCACACGAUACAGGUUCUCGGCUUUCAAAGGUCCCAACUACGACUGGUCGCCCGACAUCAAUCACUAUGGAUCUGCUGCAAUCGGCUUGCAAGAGAUGGUGAUGCAGACUUUCGCACUGAACAAUACGCAAAUUCGACUUCUUGGUGCUUGGCCAGCAGACUGGUCUGGUUCUUUUAAGCUUACGGCUCCUCAGCAGACCGUGGUCCAAGGCAAGAUCUCAAAUUCCGAAGUCGAGAAUCUGGUCGUCACCCCUUCCAGCAGGUUACAAGAUGUUGUAUAUGGCCUGGAGAAGAGUCAACACCCGAGUUUUGACUAGUCGAUUCUGACGGACGCCACGCAUAUGCAACUUUUGUCAGACCAAGGACUGGUAGCAUUCGCGGUAAACCUGGCAUUGUGAUGAUUCACGACACGAUAUGAAGCGAAGGAUUUCGGUUUUCACAAGUGUACACAGGAAAAGAGCCAAUUUGCUGCACCUGUCAGCGAUCUAUUCGCAUAUUCCCGGAUAUAUGUAAACUGCACUUCCAGCAGCACAUAGUCUUUCGUUCCUCAAUUUGCCAGUCCGACUGAUGGCCACAAAGCUGUCCUCGCCCUUGAGCCGACUGUCAAGACCGAAACACA